AUGGGUGUUAAGGGUUUAACAACAUACAUUGCAAAGAAUGCAAAAAAAUUCCUCGUGCCCCAUGAGCUCCAUGACUGCAAUCUAGUAAUAGAUGGAGACAAUUUAGCCUGUCAGCUGUUUAAGAAGAUUUGCAGUACGACCAAUUGUGCCUUUGGUGGAGACUACGACAUGUUCUACAUGCAAGUCUGUCGCUUCUUCAUUCUCCUGGAUAAGUGCAAUGUAAAGUCCUAUGUUCUCCUCGAUGGUGGUUACGAAGAAUAUCGCCUCCGGACAGUUCAUACAAGAUUGAGAUCAAAAAUUGCCAGUAUUAAGCACAUAGAUCCUAGCCGACCAGACACCAUUCACUUUCCCCUACUCAUCCGUGAGGUCUUUGUAAGAGCCCUGAAGGACAUGGGCAUCAAAGUAAUGAGAUGUCUCUUUGAAGCUGAUGAAGAAGUAGCCAAUCUGGCCAGACGCCUCGAUUGUCCUGUUCUGAGUUAUGAUUCGGAUUUCUACAUCUACAAUGUACUUUACAUCCCCUUUGUUUCUCUGACUUUCAAAGUCUACAAGAAAAUCAUCCAGAGAGAUGGAAACCAGAUGAUUCGAACUGAAAGAUGCUCCAUGAAGGCACGAAAGAGAAAUCGAAAAGCCAGAGUACCUAUAAUGGACAUUGAUGGAGAUGAAAAUGAACCAGAAGAUGAUUCAACUGAAGAAUGCUACUACUAUUUGGACUGUUGCCUCUACCAAAUGGAAAAUCUUCUGAAAUACACAAAACUUACAGAAGAACUUCUACCAUUUUUUGGUGCAAUCGUCGGAAAUGAUUUUACCCAACAGUCCAAGUUGAAAAAAUUCUACAGUGGAGUCAGUAUGAGAAGAAAGAAGAAGGAUAAAUCCAAGUAUCAGAGACAAAUUGAUGGACUUAUUCAAUGGUUACAGCAUGAAUCAUUGUCAUCAGCUUUGGAAAAAUUAGAAAUACGCUAUGAUAAAGCCAGUAGAGAGAAUAUUCUUGAUCACAUUGCAACUGCAUCUGCUCCAUAUACCACCACAAAGACUAUCUCCUGCACUUUUUUUGGAUUCGAACAAGAUCACCAGGAGAGUGUAGAAGAGAUUCCUCCUGAAGAGGAUACCACAGUACAAAUUCAAGAAGACAACAAUGAGAAUAAUGUUGAAAAUGACGAGGACGAGGAGGAUUGUGAUGAAGAAACAAUAAAAUUGGCAGAAAAUCCUCAAAGAUCCAAAAACAUCCCAUUUUGGCUGAAAGAGAAAUUCCUCCGAGCAGAACUACCACGGUACUGCAUUGAUCUCAUUCAUCUCAAAAUGUAUGUAAAUAAUCCUCAAAUUGAAAAUUACAAACUCCCAGAUGCCAAUCUUGUUGCCCUGGAUAUUCUUCUACUUCUCUUCCGGAUACUCAAUGCCCCUGAAACUCCAACGCUCAACUAUCUCACAAGACUUCCGGGUCAGGUUACCUAUGCCAACAAGUAUCUGACAUUUGAAGAAUCAGAUACCAUCUCAUUUGAUCCAGCAGACGAAAAGAAUGAAAAACUAUUUCAUUAUAUUUUCCGGAAUUUUGAAAAUCACAAAGAGAUUUUCAAUUUAUUGCCAGCUCUCGACAAUGGACAGAAAAUCUACUUCCUCGCCAUGGUGUAUUGGACCAAAAAGUCGAAACUCUGGACAUGGUUACAUAUUAGAAGCCUAAUCUUGUCUAUGAUGAUCCUCAGUUUUAUUGACCGAAAAUGCGGAGAAAUUCGCACUCAAGAAAAUUUUGAACGUGUCAAUGGGAAAAAUCUUGCAAAGAUAAAGGUAGAAUUGUCUAAAAAAUGCCCAUUGGACGAUAAUCCAGUAGAACUUACAGAAUCCAAAGGACGUCAAAUGAGAAAGAAAAUCAGUAAGAAUGAAUGUGUACUGAUUCAGGAGCGAAUUUUGCCAUUUCUCUCCCGAAAUGUUCAUCAUAAAAAAUCCUACACAGGAUUCUCCAGUACUGUUCUUCAUGCAUUUUCAGAAUUUCAAGCUGUACUCUAUCACAUGAUUAGCCUCAAUUCCAUUUCGAAUUUUCCCUUUGACGAACCACACGUGGCUAAGAUGUACAAAGGUUUUCUACUUUUUAAUCUCUACACUACACUCAAUAAACGUGAUGAUCCUGAACACUACCUUCGAGAUAAUUUACUCAAAUGUGCCCACAAUUUCUGGUCAUACUACAAUUUUCUAAUGACAUGGCUCCUGAAGUUUAUCCCUGAGAAGAAUGUAAAUAUUGAAUAAAAAUCUUCUUUUUCCACAAAAAAAAAA
Molecule: messenger RNA, 2262 nt
Organism: Phlebotomus papatasi
Lineage: Eukaryota; Metazoa; Arthropoda; Insecta; Diptera; Psychodidae
Gene: ast
Product: protein asteroid
Exons: 1
Coding region: 1-2235 (744 amino acids)
Source: RefSeq, a predicted model, not a curated record